Messenger RNA from Paramuricea clavata, 456 nucleotides. The record is from the annotation of a GenBank genome assembly. Lineage: Eukaryota; Metazoa; Cnidaria; Anthozoa; Malacalcyonacea; Plexauridae.
AUGGAGACGACGUUUCCUAGAGGCACAUUUAAAUUAGGAACUGUUUGUUUUUACAAAGAUACAUGUGGUAAAGCUACAAAACAAUUGGUUUGUAUAAAUGAAUAUGAGUCGUUUAAUAGACGUAUAAAAACUUUCAAGAUUAAAAAUUUACAAAGGGAUACAUUUAUGAAUCGCGAGGAUUGCAAUAUUGAUAUAGAUUGUAUAAGUAAAACAAUUUCUUGUUUGUAUUGGUCUGAGUAUACGUUAGAUUUUGAGAGUUUAGAGUAUUUUCUACAAGUAUGCCAAACAAUUGAGGAUAAACGUGUUAUAGCUAUCAGUAUGAUUGCUCUAUUUGGAACAAUAUAUUCAGAUUUUAUCAUUAAAGAACUAUCUGCUUUGUUGUAUGGUAAAUCAUAUGCUGUGGAAUUAUGGAAAGACGGUAUCAUGUCGUUCAAAACACUGAAAAUUGCAUCUUAA